This is a messenger RNA of Glossina fuscipes, 2026 nucleotides long. RefSeq names its product protein O-glucosyltransferase 2-like. Gene Ontology annotation, cellular component: endomembrane system. Lineage: Eukaryota; Metazoa; Arthropoda; Insecta; Diptera; Glossinidae. Bases 365 to 1873 code for a protein of 502 amino acids. The transcript has 4 exons. Gene Ontology annotation, molecular function: glucosyltransferase activity; protein binding. The record is from RefSeq and is a predicted model, not a curated record.
CGGUUUGUGUCUUACAAAAUUUUUUAGGAAGUGCAAUAAUGCAAUACGCAGUGAAAUAAAAUUAAAAAUUGUCCUUUUUGAACAAUUGCCACACUUUGUGAUGUACUACGAAACUUAAAACUAAGUUUGAACAUUAAUUUGGGAAAUCAACGUUUGGCAUCUCGAAACCAUUUAGAAGCACUUAUAUCGUAUAACAGUAAUACUCUUAGACAUUUUAUAUCGUAACUGCGGGAACUUUGUUUACGAAACUUAAGAGAAAACGAGAUCGAACAAAAAAAAUAUUGGAGGAAUUCUUAUCAGUAAAACAGUCCGGCGUUUAAAUUCUUAAAAAGUAAAAUAAAACUUUCUAUAAAAACUGCAAAAUAUGUUACAAAUUUUAUUAUUCGUGUUUUAUAUAUGGGGUAUACAUCUCAGGUUUGCCGAAGCCGAAAUAAAACUAGUAGAUGCUGAAAAGUGCUUGGUAUGGGGUGCAGGUAUAAAACCGGACGUUUCUGUUCUCCCUGCCCGCUACUUUUUCAUAAUGGCAAUAGAUAAAAAUGGGCAAAGAUAUCUGGAAUCUGCUCCUUUAAAUUUCCAAGUGAAAAUUAAGGGCAAUUCACCUCAUGGUCGAUGCCGUUCACACGUUGAUGUUAUUGAUCGUGGUGACGGUACUAACAUUGUACGCUACACUACGGCGGAUUGGUGCGAUCAAGUAGAAAUCGAGAUUCGUUACAACGGCACUCAAGUAGCUCAAUCCCCGUAUUAUGUGCGUAAUAAAGUUUAUUCCGAGAAAUGUUACUGUCCUCAGGACCUACAACUAUUUAUGUUACACAACAAUUGCCCAAAUGCUGCAGCGGAUAAACAAAUCAUGUGGGAUUUGCAUUCGUUUAAACGUGUUAAUUUUAGUGCCAUUCGCGAAAAUCUCAUGAAACGUUAUAAUCAACCGGAGAGUGUUUCAUUAUGUCAUUAUGUAGUAAAACAGCAACAAAUUUGGCGCCAAUGUUAUGGUAAAUAUACUGGCUUUAAAAUGUUCAUGGAUUCUACAUUAUUAGCAUUGAGCCGUGUAGCGUUAUUGCCUGACAUGGAGUUUUAUUUAAAUUUGGGUGAUUGGCCAUUGUCAAAGAAAGGAGGUCAACAACGUACCUCAGGACCAUAUCCAAUUUUUUCAUGGUGCGGCAGUGAGGAUUCAUAUGAUAUAACACUGCCUACCUAUGAUUUGACUGAAUCUAGUGUAGAGAACAUGGGUCGUGUUGCAUUAGAUAUGCUCUCGGUGCAACGUAAUGAGCACCCUUGGGAGUUGAAAGAAGAUAAAGCGUUCUGGCGCGGUAGAGACUCAAGGCGAGAGCGUUUAGAUUUAAUUGAUCUGUCGAGAAAAUAUCCAGAAUUAAUAAACGCUUCAAUUACAAACUUUUUCUUUUUUCGGGAUGAAGAACAAAAAUAUGGCCCGACGGUUCCAUACGUGAGCUUCAUGGAAUUCUUUAAGUAUAAAUAUCAAUUGAAUAUUGAUGGCACGGUAGCUUCUUACCGUUUUCCAUACUUAUUGGCCGGCGAUUCUUUGGUUUUUAAACAGGACUCACCCUAUUACGAACAUUUUUAUAGUAAACUUCAACCGUAUAAACAUUAUGUGCCCUUUAAACGAAAUCUUAGUGAUCUAAUUGAGAAGGUACAAUGGGCCAGAGAACACGAGAAGAAAGUUCGGGAAAUAAUACAUAAUGCUCGAGAAUUUGUCGAGGCCAAUCUAUUACCGCAGCAUAUUUAUUGCUAUCAUUUAGCGCUGUUUAAGGAAUGGAGCAAUCGUCUAGUGGCACCAGUUGUGGUCAUGCCCGGCAUGGAAAAAGUGCAAACAUCUUAUACCUGUUUUUGCAAAGAGCCUCAGAUUAAAGAUGAACUUUAAAUAGCUGUGCAAUUUUUGUGGCUGUUAUAAUUGCAUUAUGAAUUAAUUAAUGGUUUUAGCUUAUAACAAAAACGCUUUUCGUGGUAACCAAAAGAACUAUAUAUCUUUAUUCCUGAUUGAAUGACAAAUUUUUAUAUAGUGGUGGUUAAACGA